Molecule: messenger RNA, 519 nt
Organism: Nannospalax galili (Upper Galilee mountains blind mole rat)
Lineage: Eukaryota; Metazoa; Chordata; Mammalia; Rodentia; Spalacidae
Gene: Cga
Product: glycoprotein hormones, alpha polypeptide
Exons: 4
Coding region: 82-444 (120 amino acids)
Biological process (GO): positive regulation of steroid biosynthetic process; thyroid hormone generation
Cellular component (GO): follicle-stimulating hormone complex; extracellular region
Molecular function (GO): follicle-stimulating hormone activity
Source: RefSeq, a predicted model, not a curated record
AGACGAAGUUAAAAUUUCUCUUCAGAUCCACAGUCAACUGCCCUGAAUAUCUCUCUCAAGACACCCAGAGGAAGGAAAGCUAUGGAGUACUACAGGAAAUACGCGGCUGCUGUUCUGGCCACCUUGGCUGUAUUCCUGCAUAUCCUCCACUCCCUUCCUGAUGGAGAGUUUAUGAUGCAAGGUUGCCCAGAAUGUAAACUGAAGGAAAACAAAUACUUCUCCAAGCUGGGAGCCCCCAUCUAUCAGUGUAUGGGCUGCUGCUUCUCCAGGGCGUACCCCACACCUGCAAGGUCCAAGAAGACAAUGCUUGUUCCUAAGAAUAUCACUUCAGAGGCCACAUGCUGUGUGGCCAAAGCAUUUACCAAGGCCACAGUGAUGGGAAACACCAGGGUGGAGAACCACACUGAGUGUCACUGCAGCACUUGCUAUUACCACAAGUCUUAACUCUUGGGAAAGGCGGUGUUGAUGAAGACUAGUUCUUCGGAAUGGCACCGUAUGAUGCAACUGCCUCUUCCUUAG